Messenger RNA from Pocillopora meandrina, 1455 nucleotides. The record is from the annotation of a GenBank genome assembly. Lineage: Eukaryota; Metazoa; Cnidaria; Anthozoa; Scleractinia; Pocilloporidae.
AUGUUAAACCCACGCUAUUGGUCUGUGUUUUAUGCGGAGGGCCGUGGAUUUUAUUGUGUUCUCUGUAAGAAGCACAAUGUGAACAACGCCCAGAAAAGAUCACAGACGUUCUCAGAAAGUCCUUCAAGACGUCUAAAGGAGGAUUCGUUGAGGACACAUAUGGCUUCAAGUGUCCAUUCCUCGGCAGUUGAGGCAGACCUGCUUCAACGGAUGUCAGUUUUCCAUCACAACUAUGUUGAACGAAAUGAAGUUCAAACAACGGUUCUUCAAAAUGUGUUUGCCACUGCCUUCUUUCUCAUGAAAGAAUUCAUUGCUAAUCGCAAGCUGAUCCCCCUUAUUAGUUUUAUGGAGAAUGUUUUAGGACUGUCCCAGCUAAAGCACUUCUCCCACCGUUCACAGGGUUCUGUCAGAGAAAUCUAUUUAGCUCUUGGUGAAACUGUGAAGGGAAACCUUUUGGAAAAGGCCAGGAAAGCAAAAAGCUUUGGCAUACUGAUAGAUGAGGUUACCGACAUAUCAGUGGCAUCACAGCUGAUCUCUUUCUUGCAGUUUUGGGAUGAAGAAAGCUACUCUGUCGCAACAGUGUUUCUCUCUUCUCAGAAUAUUUUGGAGUACUUUGCUAGUUGCAACUCAGAAGCCAUUACAGAGCUGGUAAAGAAGGAAUUGUCUGCCUCUGGAUUGGAUAUCUGCAAACUGAUGGGCCUGUCCACAGAUGGGGCAAAUGUGAUGGUUGGAAAGACCAAUGGGGUUGCAGCAAAGAUAAGGCAAAGUAAUGAUAAGCUUCUAAACUUGCAUUGUGUCUGCCACCGCCUUGCACUGGCUUGCACAGACAGCUGUGAGGAACUGAAGUUUAUCAAAGAAGUGGAAGAUGUUCUACGGCAACUAUGGUACUAUUUUCACAAUUCCCCUAAAAAAACCGCAUGUUUUCUUAAGUGCCAAAUUCAGCUGAAGAAAAUCAGUCUCAGUCAUGCUGGCAAAACAAAGAAGCUCCAAGCGAAAAGGCUUAAGAAAGCAUGCCAGACAAGAUGGCUCAGUUUUGAUGCCUCUGUCACUGCAGCCUUGCAGAGCUAUGAAGCUAUUCUCUUGUCUUUAAAUGAUGCUACAGCCAUCGGCUUAAUAAGCAAACUCAAGUCAGUAAAAUUUCUUGGUGCCCUUUAUAUUCUUAAUGCCAUUCUGCCUGUUCUUUCAUGUCUUUCAAGGCAGUUUCAAGCUGGCAAUUUCCAUUUUUCAAUGAUAAGGCCAGCUGUUAAUCGGGCCAUCUCAACUUUGACAAAUUUAAAGACAACCAACCAACCUUUAGACAAACUACAGGCAGACAUUGACUCCUUCACGAACAUGUCCGAUGAUCUGAAGCUCCGCAACGAUACUGGCAAGCAACUGGAAACCCUCUUGGGCAAAUAUGUCGAUGCCUUGAAAACUUUAACAUCAAAGAUCGCCUUGGAAGUUUUCCUGAUGUGA